Molecule: messenger RNA, 792 nt
Organism: Pieris macdunnoughi
Lineage: Eukaryota; Metazoa; Arthropoda; Insecta; Lepidoptera; Pieridae
Source: the annotation of a GenBank genome assembly
AUGCCAAAGUGUUGUGUGAGAAAUUGUAAAAAUAUUACGUCAAGAAGGCUAAAAAAGGAUGGGAUAUCGUAUUUUCGUUUUCCUCGUAACCCAAUACGACGUGGAGAAUGGACAUCAAUCAUCAGUCAACAAAGGCGAGAAGAUUUUUUUAAGCCGAAUAAUUCAAGCGUCGUUUGUACCGAGCAUUUUUUGGAGGAAGAUGUGUAUGUCACUUCAAAAGGCAUAAAACGUCUUUGUAAAACGGCUGUUCCUAAUAUAGUGGAUAUGACUCCACAGGACCUCAAGAUUGAGACUUUCAAAAACGACGAGAAUAGCGUUGACAAUGACGGUAGUUUACAAAGUCCUUCUGAUGAAAUAUUCAAUAAUGAAGAAAUGGAAUGCGAAAUUUCAAAAAACAACGAGAAUAGCGUUGACAAUGACGGUAGUUUACAAGAACCAUCUGAUGAAAUAUUCAAUCAAAUAAAAAAAGAAUGCGUAACGGUGCCGCAGCAGGAGGAAACUACAAUAGACUUUGAAAGUGACAAAUCUUUAGACAUACCUAAGACACAAAAAAAUUCACGACUGCGAGAGAAAAAUAAAAUAAUAAUAAGUCAGCAAAAAAAACUAGCGGUUCAAGAUAAAACGAUAGCAACCCAAAAAAGAUUAAUAGCAAAACAAGUAAAGGUAAUCAACCGUCUAAAGGCCAAUAUAGAGGAUUUAGAAUUAAAAAAUGAUAAGCUGACAAAGCGGAAUGAGUUUUUAAGAGGAUCAUUACAGAGACUAAGAGAAAAAGUACUUAAUGAGAACGAAUAA